AUGGCCAUCGCGCCAGCGAGCCCAGAAAGCAUCGCAAGGGCAGCGGCCACGCCGGCAACCCACAGCCCGAAUCACGUACCCCAGGCUCUGUGCUCGUUUUCAUACCAGAACCACAACACAUCGUACCCGAAAUACGACUUCUUCAUCCGGGAAAAGUCGUUCUCUAUCGUGAGACAGAAGACGCACAAGUUCCCCACACAUAAAGUCGAAGCUGGCGAGCAAAGCCCUGGCAGCAUCGACGUGGCUGGUGGAAACGCAACGCCACAAGGCCCUCCCGCACCUCGGGAACAAAUCCCGACGCUGCUCAACCAUGUGUCUCAUGCAAGAUGCGGCGGCUUAGGCAACCCGCCUCUUGACAUCAAGACCUCCCAAAAGAGAACGCCAAGGCAGAACAUAUCGGCACGCUUUGCCACAUGGACGUGUACCAGCGCGCCGCUCCAUUGUGCCUUGACCUCGGGGGCGAGAUAUUUCGGGGUCCCUCGUCGCAUCCUGACGGCGCUUCGUCAGGGCCGGCAACGACAGAGUGGCCAAAGUCAAAAUCUUGGGAACAUGACCAAACACGAGCACAUUCGGGGGCUUGAUGUCGCCGUGCACUACUUGGCACGCAUGCAGCGCUCCCAGUCCCGAAGCGACGCCGUGCACGAUCAACGCGCACGUCUGGGGAGGAAGCUGCCUCCCGAAGCGGCCAGAAAGGCCGAGCAGCCCGCCCUUUUCCCCAAGACCGACGAAGAGAGUGUCGAGCCUGCCCAAGAUCACGGGGCAGCCCUCGAUGAAUGUUCAGAGGCCGGAGACGAGAGCCUCGGGCCUCCGACCAACGCCGCUGGCAACCGGGUCAGCGAAUCUAGAUCACACGCGCUAAUGGCCAAUAGCACGCCGAUAAGCCCAUCUGACUUGCUCUUGAGGCUGCCGAGCACCUCGUUGACGCUGGAGACGUCGCCGAUGAAUUAG
Molecule: messenger RNA, 948 nt
Organism: Lasiosphaeria miniovina
Lineage: Eukaryota; Fungi; Ascomycota; Sordariomycetes; Sordariales; Lasiosphaeriaceae
Exons: 4
Coding region: 1-948 (315 amino acids)
Source: RefSeq, a predicted model, not a curated record